Messenger RNA from Monopterus albus (swamp eel), 1875 nucleotides. RefSeq names its product glutamate receptor U1-like. Gene Ontology annotation, cellular component: membrane. NCBI's taxonomy places the organism in Eukaryota, Metazoa, Chordata, Actinopteri, Synbranchiformes, Synbranchidae. Gene Ontology annotation, biological process: monoatomic ion transport. Gene Ontology annotation, molecular function: ligand-gated monoatomic ion channel activity; signaling receptor activity. The record is from RefSeq and is a predicted model, not a curated record. The coding region runs from base 124 to 1509 and encodes 461 amino acids. The transcript has 10 exons.
CUUCCCACUGGCCACUUGCAAGACUUGUUGUGAAUUUCUUACAUUUUUCCUGGAGUCAUCCCUCAUACACAAGCCAGGCUUUUCAUCCUCACUGUAUUUUACAUAACGGAGGGCUGUGGCAACAUGAAAGGCUGCAUGGCUCUGGUCUUCUGUGUGGCAGCCCUGACUGCGUGGGUAGUCACUGCAGAUGCCAAGGAGUUAUCCAUCACCACUAUAAAGGAGGAUCCGUACAUCAUGAGCAGAGGCUCUGAGCUGGAGGGCUACUGCAAUGACCUCCUCUCAGAGCUCUCCAAGAAGCUGGGCUUCAAGUACAAACUGCACCUGGUGAAGGACAACCGCUACGGAUCCAUGGACUCCAGUGGCAACUGGCACGGCAUGAUUGGUGAGAUCAUCAGAAAGGAGGCUGACCUGGCUGUGGCCCCGCUGACCCUCACUGCAGUCAGAGAGCAGUUUGUGGACAUGACCACCCCCUUCAUGCAAACAGGAAUCGGCUUCGUCCUGCGCAAGGACUUGACCUCUGAAGAGAGCACCUUCAGCCUGCUGUCACCCUUCUCCACCAACAUGUGGGUCGGCGUGCUCAUUGCAUUUUUGUUAACCGGUCUCUGCAUAUUCCUGGUGGGCAGGAUCAGCCCCACUGAAUGGGCUGAGCCAGAUUCUGAGGAGCACAGCUUCACAUUGCUGCACAGCUUCUGGUACAUCACAGGAGCGCUCACCCUGCAAGGUGCUGGUCCUCACCCUAAGUCCCUAUCUGGCCAUGUAGUCAGCGCCAUCUGGUGGCUGUUUACUGUAAUGCUGCUGGCCUGCUACUUUGGAAAUUUGAUCUCCAUGUUUCACUCCAACAAUAAACACAUCUCCAUCCAGACUUUUGAAGACCUCGCAGACCAGGAUGAGAUCGAUUACGGCACAAUCAAUGCUGCAUCCACCAUGCUUUUCUUUAAGAAUUCCAACAACCCUGUGUACCGGCAUAUCUACCAGCACAUGGAGCGUAAGAAAAGCUACGUGUCCAACACAGCAGAGGGUUUUCGCCGCAGCCAAGAGGGAAACUUUGCCUUCAUUGGUGAAGCAGCAUCUUUGGACCUAGCAGUGGCUCGCAACUGUAACCUAACCCGUUCACAGGAAGUCAUUGCUAUGAGAGCCUACUCCAUCGCAGCACCUCUGGGUUCCCAGCUGGUCAAAAACCUGUCCAUAGCCAUCCUCCAGCUCAGCGAGUCCGGUGAGCUGACAUACUUACGGGACAAGUGGUGGGCCAGCAGCUGUGUUGGGGCCAACAGGGCCCACUCCUCCAAGGCCCUGCACCCCCAUGACCUGCGGGGCCUCUUCCUCCUCCUGGGCCUGGGACUGGGUAUUGGGCUCCUACUGGCAUUGCUGGAACUCUUGUCCAGGGCUCGCAACCAAGCUAAGGAUAGCAAGAAAUCGUGCUGCUCUGUGUUGACAUCAGAACUGAACAGAAGGUUUGGCAGUGGACGUGAGAGCACAGAGCAAGAUAGCUCAGACAAAAGCAAAGCCUAAAGAAAAUCUUUACAUGUUAGAUAGUAUCAGAGAUGAGAAUCAGCUGGGAGCCUCUGUCCUGUUCCUUCAGACUCACUAGUUUUCUGUUUCUGUAGCAGUGGUCAUGUGUUGUCUGGCUGCUCAGUGUGUUUACUACUCUUCCAGAAAAUCUUAUUGAUAGCAGCUACCUGCGUAUUAGGCACCAAACCCGGGGACUUCGAGCUUCAAACUGUAAUCUCUUUAAUUUGUUCAGUAUUCAGUGUUGCGGCAUGUUAUCAAAAGUCCACUCCUCAGUAACCUUCAUACAUUGUCUCUAUAGCUGUAAAAGUGUUAUCCUUUUUAUGUGCAUGUAUAUUCCAAAUAAAUCCUCCAGUAUCUGAAAUGCUC